AUGAGCUCCUCUAGCUCAAACGUGGGAAAAGCUGCCCCUGCACCGUCUAGUUCCACAGCCAUCCAAGCAGCCCCGGCAUUAUCGAGCUUCGAAUCGUCUCGUCGCCCAUCACAGGCUGGCUCCUCGAACCCGCAAUCGAUGCCUCGCAAGUCACAAGGCGCCCGCAAACAACACCGGAGUCAGCGGCGACCUGGACUCGGUGACAGGUCAAAUACUGGCCCAGAUGAUGAAGAUGCUAUGGCCGAACUAAGGGCCUUCAGAAACCCAAACAGCAGGCGGGGCCAAACCUCAAUUACCCAUCUACUCAACUACUCAAUGCCACGCCCGGUACAGGAUCAUCAUGCACAUUCGAGAUCUUAUCGUAGAACUCCAACAUGGGGACCAGGCUCCGGUUAUCAUGCAAGCGACAAGGCUCGAUACGUCCAUGCCAACUACCGAUUUAUCCUCUCACCAGAAGGCACAUACAACAAGCAAGCUACAGAUGCCGACACGCACCUCGAUUGGUCUCUUGUCAUGCAAGUCAUUGCUUCAAGCGAGUCGCAAGGUUCAUCAUGCCCCAUCUGUCUUUCAGAGCCUGUGGCGCCUCGCAUGGCAAAAUGCGGCCACAUCUUUUGUCUACCCUGCCUCAUUAGGUUUAUGAACUCAAUCUCGAGUGAAGAUGAAACUAAGGGUCGCGGACCCAGGUGGAAAAAAUGCCCCAUUUGCGAAGAUUCUAUCUACAUGCAAGAUGUUCGGCCUGUAAGAUUUUACGCUGGACAAGAAAGUCCUUUCCCCCGGGUUGGUGACGACGUCGUACUGCGGUUAAUGGCACGGAAUGCAAACUCGACGAUGGCCCUUCCACGAGAGAGUGGUGCCGAGGCGCUGUACUCACAGGAUGACAUUCCAUGGCACUUUGCUGCCAAUGUUUUAGACUACGCUCGCAUGAUGAAAGGUACAGCUGAUUAUAUGGCAGCCCAGUUUGACGAGGAGAUUGCUUCGCUGGGCCAACAAGCUAAGGAGGACGAGACCCUCUUCGGACAGACUGAUGAAUGGUCCCAAAAAGCAAUUCGGGCUAUCACAGUCGCGAAAGAGAAACUGGCUGAUCUCCAGGUUGCUGCAAGCCCAGCCACGCCGGCACAACCCUCUUCAGACGCCGACUUCUAUUUUUACAGCUCCCCACCUCACCUAUAUCUCUCACCGUUGGAUAUCCGCAUCCUGAAGACCAAGUAUGGCUCUUUUUCUUCGUUUCCUUCCACGCUACUCCCCCGCGUCGAGCAUAUCUCCACUGGCCAUGUGGUCGAUGACACAAUGCGGCGAAGAGCAAAAUAUCUUGGCCAUCUCCCACGUGGAUGUGUCGUGAAUUUUUUGGAGUGUGAUUGGACCGACAUCGUACCAGAAGAGACACUGGAAUCGUUCGCAGGCGACAUUGAGCGGAGAAGGAGACGUAACCGUGACAAAGAGACACAGGAAGAGCGGGAGCGCCUGCAAGCAGAGCGGCUUGAAGCCGCGAAUCUGCGUAAGACUACUGGAUAUCAGAGGCUUCCUGAACCGUCGGAGGAGGAUAGGGCGCCUCGAAUGGACAUGGAGGAUUUCCAACCAUUGAGCGGGCACUCAGGCACCACGCCCCCGGAUUCCCGACCAGGAUUCGAGACAUUAGCUGAAAUGUCGACCAGCCCCUCGACACAAAGGACAGUCUGGGGCACGAGGGUGAUUAAUGGAUCACCCGAGAUAGCAUCUGCACGACCCUUGAACGUCAAUGACGGGUGGCUUAAAGAUGAGGAUCUGUUUGAUACGACUGAUCUGGCGAUGCAGAUACAGGCUAUCGAAGCUGCGGAGAGUAGUGUCAGUUCAAAUACUGCCGCCGGAGUAGGAGGAGGAAACGGCAAUGGUGCCGGAGGUAAGAAGAAGAAGAAACAGAAAAUCACACUCAUGAGCACUGGUGGCCGGAGAGGUAACUAG
Messenger RNA from Fusarium tjaetaba, 1938 nucleotides. RefSeq names its product RING finger. Bases 1 to 1938 code for a protein of 645 amino acids. Gene Ontology annotation, molecular function: metal ion binding; transcription cis-regulatory region binding. Gene Ontology annotation, biological process: positive regulation of transcription by RNA polymerase II. The record is from RefSeq and is a predicted model, not a curated record. The transcript has a single exon. Lineage: Eukaryota; Fungi; Ascomycota; Sordariomycetes; Hypocreales; Nectriaceae.